AUGGCGCUGCCCGGCUCCUCACAAGCCCAGACUUGGAGCGUGGAGCCUCCGGCUCCCACAGCCUCUUUGCCCUUGGGACCUCAGGAGCAGGAGGGUGCCGGGAGCCCCGGAGCGUCUGGAGGAGCGUCUGCAGGGCUUCCGCAGGAGAAGGUGAAGCGGCCCAUGAACGCCUUCAUGGUGUGGAGCUCUAUUCAACGCCGCCAGAUGGCGCAGCAGAACCCCAAGCUGCACAACUCUGAGAUCUCCAAGCGCCUGGGAGCGCAGUGGAAGCUGCUGGGCGACGAGGAGAAGCGUCCCUUCGUGGAGGAGGCCAAGCGUCUCCGAGCCCGCCACCUACGCGACUACCCCGACUACAAGUACCGGCCUCGGCGCAAGAGCAAGAACUCGGGCACCGGCUCUGUCCACUUCAGCCAGGGAGGAGGUGGCCUGGCCUGUGGUGGCCCGCACUGGGGACCGGGGUACACAACUACCCAAGGGAGCAGAGGCUUUGGGUACCAGCCCCCCAACUAUUCGACAGCCUACCUGCCUGGCAGUUACGCCUCUUCCCAUUGCAGCCCGGAGGCCCCCUCGCCGUGCUCCCUCCCUCAGAGUGCUCCUAGGCUCCAAGGGGAGCUAAUGCCCUCUUUUCCCACCUACCUAUCCCCAGGCUCUACCACUCCAUACAGUACUUCCCUUGCUGGUGCCCCAUGUCUGUAACCCACCUUUAACUGGCAGAGACGUUCAGGGCCAACUCCACAGACCCACCCCUCCCAGUUCAGAGGCCUACAAGUCUCUCUAGGAACCAGACGCACAAAAGCA
Onychomys torridus (southern grasshopper mouse) is the source of this 798-nucleotide messenger RNA. It is a transcript of the gene Sox15, whose product is annotated as SRY-box transcription factor 15. NCBI's taxonomy places the organism in Eukaryota, Metazoa, Chordata, Mammalia, Rodentia, Cricetidae. Gene Ontology annotation, molecular function: DNA-binding transcription factor activity, RNA polymerase II-specific; RNA polymerase II cis-regulatory region sequence-specific DNA binding. The transcript has 2 exons. Bases 1 to 696 code for a protein of 231 amino acids. The record is from RefSeq and is a predicted model, not a curated record. Gene Ontology annotation, biological process: negative regulation of transcription by RNA polymerase II; cell differentiation; anatomical structure morphogenesis.